AUGAGCACUCUCACAUUCACGGUUCUCGUCGCGUACAAGUCCGCCUACUCCACGCUCAAGACACUCGCAACGUCUGUCGUACCAGUGUCUUCGGGACGGACUUAUGCAACCCAUGGAUCGCGACUUUGCACCCCUCCCACCGCGCUGAUGGCUCCGCCCGCGAAGCGCCGCAAGCGCAACAACGACCUCGACGUUUCAGAUGACGAGAACGUGAAGCCACGCGCAGGCAACACCCUCGCCAAUUUCUUGGUCUCCUCCCCUUCGUCCCCCGCCAAACACCGAGUUGUCCAGCCAUCGCCAAGUCCUAGCAAGGGCAGGGGGGCUACACGAGCCACGACGCGCGGGUCGACGCAACCCAAAAACGGCAGAAGCCCGAGCUCGAAGAAGACCGCGAAAGACAUUGGCACAGGAGACGAGAGGGCGAAGACGGCCGACUUGAAGACCCUCUUCUCGAAACAGGCGCAGCGCGAGCCAAAGAAGCCCACGGCGAUCGACGACUUACUGAGCGACCCUAUUUCCGAAGACGAGAUCUCGGAGCUCAAGAGCAGCUCCUCGAGCGUGGUCGGGCAGCAUGCAAGAAAGAGGUUGCGGACAGAUGUGCAGACAGCGCCAUCUAGCAGCGUGAGCUCGAGCCAGCGAUUUCUCAAGCCGACGAACCCGAAUAAUGCGGAACACAACAGCGGCGAGGAUCAGCGACCGUGGUCCGAACGCUUCGGCCCCAGAAACCUCGAUGAGCUCGUCGUUCACAAGCGCAAGGUGGGCGAUGUCCGAAAGUGGCUGCAAGAUGUCAUGGCUGGCCGUAUGCGCCAGAGGAUCCUCAUUCUCAAAGGACCGGCUGGCUCCGCCAAGACAACGACCUUGCGGCUGAUCGCAGACAGUAUGGGUUACGAGAUUCUGGAAUGGAAGAACCCCACGAACAAUGCGAGUUCCGGUUUCGUCUCGGCGUCGGCGAGGUUUGACGAGUUCCUGGGCAAGGGUGGGAGGUUUGGCGCUCUGGACAUGGACGACGAGCCGGCGUCGCAAACGCCGGCCAGGAGCUACGGAGGCACACAUGGCGACAAUGUGAACCGGAUACUGCUGUUGGAGGAGUUCCCAAACACAUUCUCACGGACCUCGACGGUGCUGUCCGCCUUUCGCAAGUCGAUACUGCAGUACCUGGCCGAACACGUGCCGCCCCUGUCCAUCUUCACGCAACAGUCGCAGCGCGAACCCAUCAAGCCAUUGGUUAUGGUCAUUUCAGAGACACUGCUGACGACGACUUCGGCAUCGGCGGACAGCUUCACGGCGCACCGACUGCUUGGCCCUGAGAUCCUGCGUCACCCUGGCGUCGGCAUGAUCGAGUUCAACCCGGUGGCCCCAACAUUGCUCGCCAAGGCGCUGGGUCUGAUUGUGCAAAAGGAAGCCAGGAAGUCGGGCCGGAAGAGUACGCCGGGCCCUCAGGUUCUACAGAAGCUGGGCGAGAUUGGCGACAUCCGCAGCGCCAUCUCGUCGCUCGAGUUUCUUUGCUUGAAAGGCGACGACGAAGCGGACUGGGGCGCGCGGGUGACUUUCACAAAACCAAAGAGGGGCGCCAACGACGGCGCAAGCUUGACAAAGGGAGAGGCGGACAGCCUGGAGCUCAUCUCGCAGCGCGAGGCGAGUCUGGGGAUCUUCCACGCCGUUGGCAAGGUGGUGUACAACAAGCGAGACGAAGUGGCCGCAGGGAACGACGUGGAGAAGCUGCCACCGUACCUGUCACACAUGUCUCGGCCGAAGCGAUCCCAGGUCGAUGUAGACUCGCUGAUGGACGAGACUGGUACCGACACGCACACCUUCAUCUCGGCGCUGCACGAGAACUAUGCUCCCUCGUGUAUAAGCACCGACGCGAUGGAUCUCUCCACCCCGAUUGACUACGUCAACGAAUGUAUCGAGUCCCUGUCACAGAGCGACCUACUGGGGCCAUCGCGCGAUGUCUUCUUCGGCGGGCGUGGCGGCUUUGCCGGCCAGGACGGGAGCAGUCACAUCCUACGGCAAGACGAGAUCACGUUCCAGGUUGCCGUGCGCGGCCUGCUCUUUGCACUGCCCAACCCCGUGCACAGAAAGCAGGCGGACGGCUCUCGUGGAAGCGAUGCAUUCAAAAUGUUCUACCCGCAAAGCCUCAAGCUCUGGCGGGCACGAGAGGAAGUGGAAGGCUUGGUGGACAUGUGGUCGUCCAAGCUCCUGAAGGGCGAUCUCACGGGACCAACGAAGAAUGUCACCGAGGGAGCGAGUGCCUUUCGCAAACCCAAGAGCUCGUCUUCGGGGGAGUCAUCUUGGAUGCAGCGCCAGCAGCAGGGCUCCCGGCCGUCAGCGGUGGACAGCUCGCUGCCAGAGUCGCAGGACAAGGUCGACGACGAUGCGAUCCCCUUGCUAUCCCUUGGAAGUGCGGCGCGCCGAGAGAUGCUGCUCGAACGACUGCCGUACAUGGCACACGUGGCCCGCUCGUCCUCCCACGCGGGCAAGAGUCCAAUCAAGGCGCGCGAUCUCGACAAAGUGGUUGCCUUUCAGGGUAUAAAUGCCCCUACGGAUGAGGCGUCCGAUGCGGAGGAUGGAGAGGAGAACGACGCUCCUGCCGCGUGGGCCACCGACAAGCCAUCCGAGGAGGCCAGCCCCAGGAAGAAGCGGGCUGGCAUCAAGCCGGGCGCCAUGAGCGGCUUGUUGGCCCAGAAGCUCGUACUGAGCGACGACGAUAUUGAGGACUGA
Molecule: messenger RNA, 2721 nt
Organism: Emericellopsis cladophorae
Lineage: Eukaryota; Fungi; Ascomycota; Sordariomycetes; Hypocreales; Bionectriaceae
Product: Checkpoint protein-like protein
Exons: 1
Coding region: 1-2721 (906 amino acids)
Biological process (GO): DNA damage checkpoint signaling; mitotic DNA replication checkpoint signaling; DNA repair
Molecular function (GO): chromatin binding
Source: RefSeq, a predicted model, not a curated record